CACAUUUACGAUUGUACUUUGCUAUUGGGUAAACGUUAUCUCAUAACUGGAUAUUACGAUUAUAAGAAGAAAUCACAAGAGUUCCAAGCAUGGAAUCUCAACGCAAUUUAGAUCAAACCAUGGCAGCCAUUCGUGAAAUAUCGGCCAGCCAAUUGGAUACAUUACUAAAAUUUGACAGCCCCCCUGAAACCCCAAUUGAUGAAGAACUACUUAAUGCACUUAACCAACCGGAUAGUAAUGGCUCGCAGAGGAGUUCCAAUAGCAAUGUUUUGGAAUUCAAUCGUGAGUCUCUACCUUCCGGCAGUGAAUUCGAAAUACGUGAUUUUAAUUAUCAUAGAGAUGAAAUGAACGCACUGGAUGAAUCUAUGCACCUAUGGUCGUCUUGUCGUGAAGCGUCUGUUGUUAUGUCAACACCACAUAUUGAACAGAUUAUCUUAGAUGAGACUGAUAACUGUACUAAGAAUGUUAAUGAAGAGAAGCAAUCGGACAAAUCAAAAGACUUAGUAGGGCCGGCUGAAUUCACCUUAUUUAAGGGAAAUAAAUCUUUUGAUUUAGACUUACCUUCUAUGGAUGAUGUCGAUUUUGGAAAAAUAACCGCCUUAGAACAGACUUAUACCGCUAAAUUAACCAAGAAUAACACAUUCGAAAGAAAGUGUCAAACACAAGGAAUAAUUCAACCUGAACUGAUGGCGAAUGAGGGAUUAGCGGCAUCUUGUCCCAACUUUCGUUUGAAGCAUACGUUGUCUGUGCCUUCUGAAAGCUCAAACAAUGUUUUGGAUAAACUAACUUUAGAGUACGGAGAAUCAAUAACCACGGAAUCGUGCCAAAAUUCUAAUGAUCUUGAGCAACGUGAAGUUGAAGAUAUGUUGGGAUUUACUCCCAAUCAAGAAUCGUACCCUGGCGAAGACGAAGACAAUGACUUAAAUGUUACGGUUGAACCGAACGAAAACGCAACCACGGAUGCGUCUUCGAUUCCUAAAUCAGUUAAACAAUUGUACGAUGUUAUUAAAACCAAAUAUACAGAUUUUGCUUUUAUUUAUGCUUUGAGUGCCCAGCUAUGCCAGGAUCGUAUACCCAUGGAUUGUUUUGUUACCUUGAAGAUGGGUUUAUUAUUGAGUUUAGCUUCCAUAGGGCCUAAUGCUGAUAUACCUCCCAUACCUCUAAUUGUUAUUGGAAACGACAGUUAUACGAUAAAUUAUUUAAUGAAGAAAGUCGGUCAGUUGGCCACUCGUUUUGUCGGACCAAUUGAUGAUAUGAAACCGUGCAAUACUAAUGGUUUUCGCAAUCAUAAUUGGAUUGAGGCCAAUCCCAUACUGUUAGCCGACGGCGGUGUGUGCUACGUGGGUGAUUGGUCUCGCAUCAAAUCGGCCAACGCGGAACGCGUAUUUAAAACUCUGGAAAGUGGACGCGUACCUAUCGACAAGUCGACAUUAAAUUAUCCUUUGCAAACUGCCAUUUGGGCUCAUUGGCGUUCAUUUAAAUACAAUUCCAACGAUCAGCAAACGUUUAAUAAAUUUGUUAAGAUUUUUGGUUUACCAAUUUACGCUGCCGAAGAUAAUCACGAUGCUUUGGUUAACUAUACCUUAGAACAAGCGUCACUGCGUUUAUUUGAAUCAACUAUAGAUCAUUUAUCGAUUACUACCGAAGAUAUGCGCAGUUUUUUGGUUAUUAUCUCUGAACGCACUGUCGAUUGGACACCUGAUGCUACCAAAUUAUUAAAAAGUUAUUUUGUGGCUUGUCGAGCAACCAGACAAGAUUGCCUAACCAAACAAGCUUUCGUGUUACUUAAACAAUUCGCUGAAUCCUUUGCUAAAUUAUCGAUGCGUCAUGACGUUGAACUUAUUCAUGCUGUAGGUGCCAUUAUUAUGUGCGAACAUUUUAUAGAACAUGUAUAUGGUGUAAACGAUAAUCAUCCGCCGCAUUUUGGAGCGGUUACAUUUAUUACUAUUGUUGAUGAAUAUGUCGACCAAUUUCAACAGUGGCUGGAUUCAUUUGUAAAAAAGUACGGCAACACGUAAUUGAAGUAACUUUUAUUACAAUUUAUAAACA
Glossina fuscipes is the source of this 2049-nucleotide messenger RNA. It is a transcript of the gene mei-218, whose product is annotated as minichromosome maintenance domain-containing protein 2. The record is from RefSeq and is a predicted model, not a curated record. The transcript is spliced from 5 exons. Lineage: Eukaryota; Metazoa; Arthropoda; Insecta; Diptera; Glossinidae. Bases 90 to 2018 code for a protein of 642 amino acids.